Molecule: messenger RNA, 12379 nt
Organism: Poeciliopsis prolifica (blackstripe livebearer)
Lineage: Eukaryota; Metazoa; Chordata; Actinopteri; Cyprinodontiformes; Poeciliidae
Product: protein shisa-8
Exons: 5
Coding region: 2589-3914 (441 amino acids)
Biological process (GO): regulation of AMPA receptor activity; regulation of short-term neuronal synaptic plasticity
Cellular component (GO): AMPA glutamate receptor complex; dendritic spine membrane; postsynaptic membrane
Source: RefSeq, a predicted model, not a curated record
CUAACGGCUACAAACUGGCCGUUAGCCUACAACGGUAGCUGGCUACAAGCCGUUAGCCGGCUAACGGCUACAAGCCGGCUAACAGACAUGGCAACGAGAUAGGGUUUAAUUUAUUUUUAAAAAUUAUUCGAUUUUGAUCGGAAAAAAAUGUUAAUAUUUGAACAUUUGGAGCUCUCUUUCCACCCCUAAUGCAACUAAGUAGCGUGGGGGAAAAAGGAGGUGCCUGUGACAUAUAAUGAGCAAGAGAGGAAGAGAGUGAAAAGGGAGAGUCAACAAGCCAGAGACGGGCUCGUUUAUGCACAAAAGGCACUCGCUCGAACGACCGAAUGCGUGUGAGUGCAAGGAGAGAGAAACCAUGAGGGAGGGCAGGAGUGAGCCGGAGAGGGAGGAGGGACUCGGAGGCAGGGAGCAGGGAGAGAACCGGAGCGAUUGCGUGAGAUACUGACGGCCAGUCCUGCCACGGAGCGGCGGGAGCGCGAGCAUCGCCAGCGGACGGGACGCGGACGCUCCGAGCGGACCGAGGAUUUAACGGAUUGAUUACACGCCCGAGGAGGAAGCGACACGACAAAAAAGGGAGAGGAUGGAAUAAAGCAAAAAAAAAAAAAAAAAAAAAAAGAACAACAAAAAAAAUUGCUUUUGUAAGCGCCUCACACUUCUGUUUGGAGCAUCCCACAAGCAGAGCACCAGUGAAAACACAUACAUAUGAUAUAUAUAUAAAAUUCCUAUACAUAUAUAUCAAAUUAUGCCUGUUUUCAAAGAAGCUGCAGCUGGACAUCGACUGAAUUGACAUCAAAAAGGUUAAAAAAGGAAAAAAGAAAAAAAGAAUGGGACAUAAUAUGCAGCGUUUUGCUUAAAACUGUUGCAUGUUAAACCUUUGUUGUUGUUGUUUUCUUGUCCCCUCCUCCAAUAGGGGGGUGAAAAUGGAGGGAAAAAUAGAACAAUUAUAAAACUGGAAACUGAGUAGUCGAUGCGAGAUUGUCUUAAAAGCGCUUCUGCUCUUCUGUGUCCUGCAUUUCCAUAUGGGCUUCUUCUGAAAACGGGAUAUUUUGAUUUCAUGUUUUAUUUUUCAUCUUUUUUUUUUUUUUUUUUAAUCUCCCCUUGGUGCCACGCUGCCGUCGGCUGCCGCAUCUCCACUCGUCUCUGUCGUCCGCUCGGGCUGGGCUCGCUUUGUUCCAGCCAGGCUCCUGCCAGGCGCUCUGCUGAAAGUGCAGAGGGCAGUCCGAGGGAUCCCUGACCCCACGGUGAUAUCUCCUCCAGCAGCGGCACAAAACAAAACAAAGCAAAACAACAACAAACAAACAGACCAACAACAACAAAAAAAGUCUUCCCAGGGAAAGAGAUGGAAACAUCAAAGGAAGGAUGUGAUGGAGGGAUGAUUGGGAUAAGAGCAUGUGAUGAAAAUAAAAAGUGAGAGGAGAGGGAAAACAAAACCACUGAAGAAGAAGAAGAAGCCAUGAUCCACUGCGAACGGAUGAUUUUAACCCGUCAAUCUUUUCUUCCGUUCAUGGAGCAGAUCCAAGAAGUCGAGACGAUAGCUUCAGUACAAGAGCCCUGCUUACUCUCUUGCCCCUCUCUCAUCACCUGUGCACCUGUGCAGAGCUGAGUCAGCUGAAAGCCAAGAGUGGAGUCCUGGGUCUGUCAGAGACCCCUGGAUCCGAGGAGAGGAGGGCUCCAAAAACCAUUGGACUUCUCCUGCGUGUUUGUGUGUGUGCAUGUGUGUGUGUGCCACCCAAAAAGCUCCAGACUCUGACACUGUCAGUGUCCUGUCAUCAGGGGGUUGAGCUCUGUGUGUGGAUGCGUGAGUGGGGAAGUAUGGACGUGCACGAGUGAGAGAUAACAAGCCUCAGGUGCCCUUUUGGACGCCGAUCACCAUAAGGACUCGAGCCUGGACCGAUCCGCCAAAAAGAUACUUCACAGCUGCUGAUACCUGUUGGGCUCUGUGGCUGAAAAUAGAAAAGCAGCAUCAGUUAAUAAAGACGUCAGACAGAGGAGGGGGUGGGGUAGGGGGGGGGAGAGAGAGUAACAUCUACCAAAGUGGACUACAUUGGCGCCAAAAACAUGGCCACCGCGAAAAUAAAAAAAGCUCCCUUUCAACUGUGACAUUGAGAGCAGCAGGAUGAUGGACGCCAGUUAAGACCUGUGGUGGAGUUAUUUCAUUUUUGCAUUUUUUUUUUUACCCUUUCUGGACGCCUGAACCGAUUUAACUUCAGUGCUGAGGUGUCAUCCACUCAGGGAUAUGAGUCUAUCUUUGGAGUGAAAGCCCUUCCAUGUGGAAACCUUCGCUAGCUGCAAGUUUGGAUUCGCUUUGCCUGCCAGCACCGUUGGGAGCCUACAGUUCUCACGUUUCACGGAUUAUUCACCCCACUCUGUGGGGGGGGAGUUCAUUACUGAAAAUGCCGGUGGCAAGUUCAUUCAUAGGUAAUACAUCCUCCUAAACUGGAUCCUCCUCCCCGAGGGUUUGGAUUUGUCUACAACCGCCUCUGCUGUCUGCUGGAGACUCGAAUGGCUUUGUAAAAGGAGCUUUUUGGUCUUCUAUUACCGGUCCUUGUCCGAACUGAGACUCUGCAGGACUCUGCAGUAAGUCCAUCAUGGCCGCUCCAAUGUGUUUGCUCAUGUUGAACUUUUCACUGGCCAUGUUACUGGGCCUGACCACCCUGAGUGGACUGAGCUCUUGCCCGUCAGGACAAGUGUCAGCGCAGGUCUCUUCCAACAACCAGAGCACAGAUUCGUCUGUGUUACCAGAGGCGGCACUGACAACACCGACGCCGGACCCAGAGCUACAGACAGAUUCAACCAGUGGGAACCGCUGCUGGGGGUACUAUGACGUCAUGGGCCAAUGGGACCCGCCAUUUAACUGCAACGCAGGCAUCUACCUGUUUUGUUGUGGUUCCUGCUUCUACCGCUUCUGCUGCCAGUUCAGAGUCCACAGUCUGGACCAGACCUCCUGUUCCAACUACGACACACCCGUUUGGGCCAACACCGGGAAACCGGGGUUGCCCGUCACGGAGGUCCACCAGGAACCGGAUCGGGAUCGGACCCAUAUGAUCGUUUACAUUAUCUGUGGGGUGGUGGCCAUCAUGGUGCUGGUGGGGAUUUUCACAAAACUCGGACUGGAGAAGAGUCAGGGAGGUCAAACGGACAUGACGAACUCAAGGACUCUGACGGAGCUUCUGAAGCAGCCGGGGGAGGCAGGAGCUGUGGACGGAGCUGGAGUUCAUCAUCCCAUCGGGACGAAUGGCAUCACGGCCAGAACCAUGCGCACCAACAAUGAUCACAACCACUUGAACAAUGCAGCUCUGUCCCCGCUGGGACCAGCCAUGGCCUUGUCUCACCCUCACAACAACCUGGGAAUUGGCUUCAAUAAGUACACCUCACUCAAGGCCAUAGACACAGGUGUAAGAGACUACUACAAGAGCUACCCAAUGGUCGAUUACACCCACCGCCAAUCUCCUCCAACCUUCCAGCCAAUCAACUUCCACCCCAAGGACAAGCCCUUCCUGCCGCCUCCCGACGUCCACGCACCUCUCGCCAUCACCAUCAACGCCUCCCAGAUGCCCAAGCCCAAGAUCUCCAAAACCAACACGCACCCGCUCACCUCCAGCUCGGCCUUCAAAGCGUGGGACCCGAGCAAGAGCCACAUCCCGCACCCGACGGCAACCCACAUGGGCAUCAGCGCGCAGCAGCAGCAGCAACAGCAGCACCAGCAGCAGCAGCACCACCCCAUCCAGCAGCAGCACCCCCAGACGCUGCAUCAGCAGAACAGUCGGCGCCAGGCCUACUCCAACAAGAGGCAGUUCAGCAUCGAGACGUUGCCUGAGCUCUUCUCGCAGCCGCUGGGCUAUGGCCACUCGCCGCACAUGCACCCCAAGCACAAGGGACUGGCCACCAACAGCAAGACGGAGGUGACGGUGUGAGCGAACAGAGAAACGGAGUCGAGGGGAAGCGCUCUGAUAUCCUUUAUAUCCACUGCUACCAUGUUGCGUAGCAAGCAAAUAUCACAUCUGGGAUUUUUAUGAACUGCAUUUUCCUCAGCAUUUUUAACUGGAACAAAGAUAACAGCGUGUGUGCGGCAUUUGUGUGUUUCUGAGACCAUCGGGUUGGAACCCCAACGGAUGAGCCAUGAAGGUGACGUAGCAGCAGGUGUCAGCUGUGACCCUUUGAGCCUGGCAGCUUUUCUAAAUAACUGAGUGGCCUCUUGGUGUCUUGACACACCUCUCUGUAUUGUCUCCCUCUUGGACUUUGCCACAUUCUGCUCCACUUUGUAGCCCCUCUCCACCACGUCCAAGUGUUCAGAUUCCACUCAGAGACUUUUCUUACCCUUAAACCCAAAGUCCAGACUCCGAGGCUAUGAGAGAAGCCGACAGGGGGAUGUUUUCCCUUGAAAGUUUGGCUUCUCAUCAGCUGAAACAAUAUCAUUGGGUUGUCAGCUCUCGUUGCCCUCCGGUCUUUUUAAGAGUGAGAUAUCAGCCUUGCAAUUCAUACCAGAGAGGAGGGCAGAGGAUGGGGGGUGGGGGGAAGGCAUUCAUCUGAAUCCAGAGGCAAACGUGAUGAGAAGGGAUCCAAACCGCGUGCAGAACAUGCACACACUUGUCAGAUUUUACUGAGAGUUUCUGGCAAUGUCAGAAAGCCCGCAGACUCCGCAUCUCUUCCCCUGGAGCCAAACAGAAACACAAUUUUCUCUCAAAACUCUAAUUCCACUAGACUUUUGAGAUGAAUUAGUGGGCUGUCUCAUUGGACGCUAGAGCUUGAUGAUGUUUAUAUCUGCAAAAGAAGCGACUGAUGCUGUAAAAUGGGACAGAAAAGUCCAAUUUGUCCAGCCAGAUCAUUGUGAAAAAUAGCUUCACAAACGCACCAGAGAAUCCAUCAACUGCAUAUCUGGUGUUUCUAUUUGGGUUGAGUUCAUUCUCUAAGAUUCGCCUUGCUAUUUUCAACUCCAUACUUAUAAAGCGCCUUGUAAAAAGUAUCGCUUGCAGUCGGAAGCACAAACGUUAUUGCAUCAACAGUUGCUAGAGAAUAAAUGCCCUAUUUAAGACCAAGGAGGACAAUAUCCCAAGUUUUUAGCUUAGGUGGAUGCGGCUGUCGACCUAAACUAAAAGACUAAGUAGGGAGAACAGAAGAGAACAAAGAGGUCCAGGGUAAUUCUGAGGGAUAUUCAAAAAUACCCAGAGAAUCUGUAAACAGGAAUACUAAAUUCAGCCUCUAUGGAGGAGUUGUAGGUAGAAAGUUAUUCUUUAAAGACUCUGCUAGAUGCUGCAAAAGACUGGGAUUUAAUGUUUACCUUCCAUCUUUAAGACUCUUAACAAACAGCAAGAGACACAAAGGUGAUAUAAACCAAAACGUUUGUGUGUUAGAAUGGUCCAGUCAAUGUAAAGACCUAAAUCCAAUUCAGACUUCACCACCAAACUGAUUUUUAAAGUCGCUCUCCGUCCAGUUGGACUCAGAUUGAGCUAUUUAGCAAAGAACAUCUCAGUCUCUAGAAAUACAAAUGGGUAGAGUCACCGCUCCAGAAAGAACACGUCAAGAUUUCUGAGUGGAGGAUUACAAAACGUAAAAAAGCUCAAAGGGUGCGGGUACUUUUUGCAAGCCUCUGAAUGCGUAUUGGCUUCCUUACUGAUUCUCAACAAUGUGGAGUGUUUCUGGAUGUAAGGACAGAAAGCACUAGAAAACAAGAACACCUCCUCCUGGACGGAGCCGUUUGAUGCGAGUGUUUAGUGCUGCUGCUUGCGCUGCAGUUUGCUUCACUCCCUCUUAAUGAAGUGUCUCAGCACUCCACGUGAGUGACUGCUAGCACUUAAACAAAUCACUAAUGUAAUUCAUCCCUCGGAUGCACACAGCUUACACAUCAAGAGAGCUUACUUGGUCUGAGGCCAUGCUUUCAUCCAAACGGAGAAAAAAACAAAAUGAGAACUUCUAUUUCUCCCCCCCGUUCUAAUACCCUGCCGGCAAUUUAGAUGUUGGGAUUUACGGUUUUCUAACGCGACCUAAUAUCUUUUGUUUUUGUGUUGACGCCCUCGAUGUCCUACCGGCAGGAUUUAAGGAAUGCAUCGUCGAGCAAGACUUGCCUCAAUGUUCUGUUGGGUCGAAAUCUUUUGUAAGUCCAGAGCCUUCAUUUCGUUUUUGUGGAGCACAUUCGCAUUCUCAACACGUCGCAUGCGGAUGCUUGAGCCCAGGCCUACCGUGUAACAUUUGAUGGCCCCAGACAUCCCCUAGGGCCGCUUUUCAGUGCGCAGGGUAGUGAUUUACACCAGCAGCUCUCUGAAUGAGAACAGUUCAUCUGAUUGUCGGGACGCUGCAGAGGCAAUAGAAAGCGAGGAGACCCUUCUUUGGUUAGAAGAUUUGAUACUAAGACUAUCUACUACUAUCAAUUUUCCAAUCAAUGCUUGUUCACCUUUUUCUCCAUUUGACUUAUCAAGCAUUGCAGUCGGUGUAUUUAAAAAGGAAACCGUUUUAAAUACAAAGCCCCUCACAUUUAUUGCCGUCUCUGGUAAAAAAUAAAUCUUAUGUUUUAUUGUAGCAGCAUGAUUUCAUGUGGAAAAGUGUUACAAAACCAUUUAAUCUGGGUAUAUUAACUCAGCGAAGAAAAAAAAUAUGUUAAGAAGAAAAUCGACAGUGCCCCUAAAAAUCCCUUCAAAAAUGUAUGUGGUUAAGGCAUCUCUAAUGUACACUUUACACUAAACUUUAAAUCUUUCCCAGGGCAUCAGUUUAAUGUUAGGAAGCAUCUCUGGCGACAUUUGGCAUUAUGGAUGCAUAUUAAUCUAACACAAUGAUUGUGAGAUCUGAAAUGUCUGCAGUGUGUCUGAGGGGCCAACAAACAGCCACCAUCUGACAUGCAGUUCAUUUCCAUAAACAAACCCAAACUGGCAGAAUCAGGCCUGAAUUCAAUGCGCCAGCAAACCUCUUGCACCUUUCGGACCUUUUUAGCCCUUCAUGUCCUCAAUUUAAAAUCUCCGCCUAUUUUAAUUGUAUGCAGUUCUUUAAAUGGCCUGUGAGUAAAUUAUAUAUUACAUAACAACUGUAACUUUCGAUAUCUUGCAAGUUAUUUUUGCGAUUUACCGUGUAUUGAAAGAUUGUCCCUCAGAUUAAUUUCACUCCCUGCUACGGUGGUGUGUGAAAUUACCGUAAUAACACAAUAUCGGCUGGAAAGUGCAACGUCUUCCCUUUCAGAAACAGUUGGAAUUUUUUCAGAAAGCGCAAAGCGUGGCAGAAAUACGGCACCGCAAAUUUGGCUGGACCGCCGCCGUUCCGUUUAGGAUUAAUUCAGGAUGUUGCCUUUGAUCAAAAACUAUCUGCAGGUGAAAAUCAGACCCGUCCAUUGAUGUUCAAACACAGUGUCCUUGAUGUUCUACGCACCUACUAAAAACCCUAGCUACUUAGAAUUGAUUUUAGGUAGUUACUGGCUAUUUACAAGUACUUCCACUCAACACUGCUUCAAAAAUACUGAAGAAUGUCCUUCUGGUGACUAACUAUACAAAUAACUUUAGAGUGUUUUAGAGAACUUGUCCAGCAAUGACUCCUCCUCAAACCAAUAUUCUUAAAAAAAUAAAAACAAUGCAGUUUAUUUUUCUUAUAACAGUUCAAGUUCCAGUUAUUGAUUGAAUUCACCUUCAGUUAUCAUAAGGACACCAAAUAUGCCGCAGUGGAUAAGUCUGGCACAAACUGCACCAUUUACCAUAGUCACACACUAUUUAGCUAUUUUUUAAUCUUUCCCCCUCUUCUCUCUUUUCGUCAUUGCGUCUGCCUCUCCCAGAAUUGGUUAAGCUAAAAUGAAAAAUAGGCACUUUAUAGUACAAACCACAGGGUGAAAAUAGCAAUCAUUUUAUAUUAUUUUUCCUUGAUGACCGAACGUCACUGCUGUGCAUCCAUAUCCAUGAAAGGCUGAGCGAUGGGUACCAGGAGCUUUGCUGGUGUUUGGGGCCCACUGCUCCGAGACGAACCAUGAGACUCUCCCUGGAUCCUCCUCGUGUGCGACUGACUGUGUGUUGGGAGUCGGCCAUGACAGACGACAGCAUCAUGAAAAGCAUGGCGGGCUCCAGAUUCACUCCCCCCGCUGUGCAGUCAGACACAAGCAUGAUGAGGCUCGCACAAACGCAGACCGCAACAUGAAUUUGCCGCGUGUUUCUUCACAUCUGGACACACGAAACGCCACUGAAACGAAGGUGUGAGCUAUACAUUUGUCCGGGGGAAAUUUCACUCAGACAAAUAAGCCGGCUUGCACUUAAAAUUUAAUUGAGUUGCAAACGAACACAUCCAGAUGAAAAAGGGGGGAAAGAGCAAUGAAGUAAAACUUUAACAAGUGAGAAUUAAUUAGCAAUAUAACGCACGCUCCAACUGCUGCAGUGACUUCUCCACUUUACCUCUCCAAGAUGUGAAAAACCUGUUAGGCAAGCUGCUGGAGUGCCGCUCGGCGCCCGCUGGCACGCCUUUGUAAUAAGGGAUCAGCUAAGAAUGGGGGGGAUCAUGAAUACAAAAGCACCAAUGGGAUAUGCAGGGUGUGAAUAUGCAUCAAACGCAUCUGUGCUUGUGCUCGCUUCGGCUCUGCGCCGCAUUUAAUGUGCCGGUUCUCCUCCGUGGCAUCCCUCUUUCCUUCUGACUUGUAGUCCCAGGAGGUGCAAACACUUUUAGUGGGUCACUUCAUGUGAAAAAGCUUUCUGGCCUUUAAAACCCAGACCGAGCUGUCACAAAUCACUGCUAAUGCAUUAGAGGAGUGGCUCUCUAGCCUUUAAUGACGAGUACCAUCUCAUUAUGCUGACAGACGUCAUGAAACAGUGACAGAAAUUUACAUUUUGAGUUUAAGAACAUGAGCAAAAUAUACUAAUCUUAUUCACUGUACAUUUGGUUGAAGGAUUCAAGUCUGGGUAUGAAUAACAGAUCAGAUACGAAUGAUUUGCUUUCAAAUCGUUAGGAAGUCAUCGUCGCGAGUUUAAAUUUUUAGCCCUCAAUAACGGGCGUCAAGCACAUCUUCAUUUUGGGCCAUAUCAAAAAUCUGAAUGUUCUUAAAGGGCCGGUUGAACCGGGAUAUAUUGAUAGAAUCAGUAAAUAGCCAUUUCUCCUGGAUUUUGAGAUUACUUUAGUGUAAUUUUUGCAAUCAAAAUGACAGAUUUUGUGCCGUCAAUCUAGAAAUGUUUGUGAGAAAUUUUUACAAUGUACAAUGUUAAAUGUGACUUUUUAUUCUAUCAAAUUGCAAACUAUAAAAUCAAGUAAAGCUGAGGUAGCAGUCAAUUAAACUCAAUGUUUUUGAUCAAUUUUGAGAAAAUUUGCAAUAAAACUAGAAAAAAAAUGUAAAGAAUUUUUGAUUUUGUGUGGAUUUUGCAUAUUAGGGCCUAUUGAUGUAAUUUGGAGUCCAGAGGGACACAUAAAAAGCUACGGCGGGCCAGAUUCGGCCCCCGGGCCUUGAGUUUGACACCUGUGCCCUAGAAAAUACUAGAUGAUUCUAAGCUGAACCGAAGAACCUUCACAGUUUUUUCUUCUGAAGAUACUGGUAUUCGAAUCAAAUGGCAGAGAUAGAUCAGCCAAAAAUAGCACAUGAACUAUUCUGGUCUUCUCUAUCUUCCAUAGAGUAGACCAGAAGUAUUGCCACAGUGUUGUUUUGCUUUCUACAACCCUGGUAGCAUUGUGUACCAUCGCUCUGGUCGUCAUGGGAUUGUCAGCCAGCACCGUCCUCAAGACGAUCCAGAAUUUUUUUCAUGUCGUUUCAUGAUGGUGGUCUGGUCCAGCGAAACAGCAGCAUCCCAGCUUACGUUCACUUCAGAGAGCAUCUCCUGCCCUCCCCCUUCUUUCUGUGCCUCUCUGUGACAGAAUCUGACAAGUGGUCUUCCUUUCUGAGUAGCUUCUUGGUAGCUUUGGUAUUAUCUGGAUUGCCAUUGUUUGUGGGAUAACAGCAUCUGCCAAACGCAUAGACUUGGAUUGUUGCCUUCCCUCAGAAUUUGCACUGAUUUUACAUGUUCAGUCUUUAGAUAUUCUCGCUAUCCUUCUCCCUUGUGUUUCCUGGUCAAAUUAAAGACAGAUGUACGCACGCGCCUCGUCAUUUUAGCUGUUUGUUUAUUCUUUUAAUCAGCAUGGAAAUGGUAAUAUCAAAACUUCCCAAGGAGAGGACACCCGAGUAUCACCCAUAGUACUUGUAGCAAAGUCUGGAAACCUUGGCAUUAGAAGUUGCGAAACAAAGAAUGCUCAAGGACAGCAAGUAAACAAGCAAUACGAAUCGGUAAAGCAAUAACAAGCAACCACCACACUUCACCCUCUCCUCAACCCAUUUAGAUCCCUUCUUAGAGUUCACGGGCUUACGCCAACGAGUGUGUGGAGCUUAAACAGAGGGGACAGAGGGGAGCACUGAGCAGAGAGGAGACUGCAGAGGGCCUGAGAGGACAGAGACUGGACUGAAAAAGAUGAUCUGGCUUGCAUGGACACAGCAGAUACGGCACUGGUUGUGUGUUGUUGUUUUUUUUUUGUUUGUUAUCCAGAUUUGUCUGCAGAGUCCUGAAGCAUUCAUCCUGGGUUCAAUCUCUUUGAUGUAUUUGAGCAGUCAGCUUUAUAAAAGGAUUCUGCCGCCGCAGCUGCAACGAGAAGCGGGUCUGUACUCUGAUCUGCAAAUGUUCACAGCGGGAUCUGGACCCCCUUGAUAUUCUCCUCAUACUCUUGACAGACCUCAAGCUCUGCGAUCGUAGAGCGAGCGAACGGCGCUGGAUGUGCGACGCCGGCUCCGGGAUUCACAAUUAGAGGAGAGAAACAAGUCCUUCAGGACAAACACAGCCUGAGGACAAGCUACCAGCAAAGUCAAAGACACAACUUUUCUACAUUUUUCUUGUCGCACGGAUUAGCUGACGGUGCGAGCGCCAGCUGACUUUAACUUCUUCCUGCACUUUGGGAAAUGUUGCUUCCAAUGUGUCAGAAUCCCAAGAAACAAUCAUUCUGACAUACUGGAAAGAAAUGGACACAUUUCAGUGUUGAUUUCCCUGUGGUCCAAAAGCUCUGGAGUUUUUAUUUUUGUUUUAAUAAUUAUUAUUUAGUGCGUGUGUGUCUGUGUGUGUGUGUGUCUUCAAUUCAGGCUGGACAUCUUUGACUACCUUCAGGCAAAGACUAAAUAAAAAAAUAAAAAAAACAGCUGGUGAAGCUGAGUUAAUUGGACUGGAAAAAGCCUCUGAUGAGCCACAGUUUUGCCUCUGAUGUGAACAAUGUACAACAUUCGCGCACAAGCACUCAUGCACGUACAGACAAAGGAUUCACAUCUCCGUACAAAGACCACAGUUUUGUGGAAUGAAACAGGACCAAAAGCCUUGAAUCAGGGGAAACUGAGUACACCUAACUGACGCUUCAACAUCCAAAACAGUGGGAAUGCUGAGGCUGUUUUUGGAUCGUCAGCUUAGAGUGAGUUUACUCAAUCUCUCCUGAUGAACGACAGACUAUGGCGCCGCUCGCCCACCCGCGAGCAAACUGACUGUUGUUUCUGAACGUUCCUCUCCAAAAAAUACACAACGCAAGUAUUCUACCAAAGGUUAUGUGAAUGCAACCUGGUAGACAUACUUGGGCAUCCAUGACCCUUAGCAAUAUGUAGACUAUUGUGUACGGUUCAGUUGUUUCCUUGUCCUCUGUCAGUUUUCGUACUGUGUUUUUUCCAGGACUGAGCUCCUGUUUCGAAGCAUUAAGACGUUAAUUUGACCUAUAUAGAAUCGACGAAGCGCUUCCAGAUUUUAGACUCAUGGCUGCACACCCUUCUAGAUCUAGGCAUCCCCACCCGUCAUACGUCACACAAUAUAACUCCAAAGGUCACAGAUGAUCUUUUGAAUUCUAUGUCAUGUAUACGGUAUGAAGCUCGUGAUCUUUGUGAGUUACAUUGUUGGGUGUAAACAUGCACUUGUGUAUUUAUUGUUAAAGAUAUUGCAUUGUAUCUAAGUGCUUUGCCAACACGUUAGCUGAAAAAAAGGGGAAGACUGAGUAAUUUCUUGUACAGCUUUUGCACCUCUGGAAAACUGAAGAAAAAAAAAAAAAGUCAUGCUUUGUUUCAUGAUCAUUUGUACUGGGCAGCAAUAGGCUGCUUUGGACUGCUAUGUACUCCUUGUGUAUAUAUAUAUGAAUGCCGUACCAUUUGUCUGCUGUGAAAGUUGUUGACUAUUCAGCUUAUAUAAGGGCUUUUUAUAGAUUUAAAACCAGACAGGCAUCACUCUGUAACUCAAAGUAUUCUCUGGAGGGUUUUCUUUUUUUUUUUGGUUUUGUUUCAUUUUGUUUGUUUGUUUUCAGAAAUGAAGGGAUAUGAACAAAAAAUUUCAUGCGUACAAAAAUGCUGUAUAAAUAAAAUUUUCAACUGACUUACUGAGGUGUUUUUAGGUACUCAUGUUAUAUUUGCCCAUGUGUCAUGUUUGAAUAAAUCGUACAAGAAUCAAUCGUA